UUUUCUAGCCAUGAAAUGGAUAGUGAAUCACAUAUCAGUGAGACAAGUGAUCGCAUGGCAGACUUUGAGAGCAGCUCUGUCAAAAAUGAGGAAGAGAGCAAGGAGGUCUCAAUACCACUGGAAGACUCUACUGUAUCUGAUAGUUUAGAACAAAUGAAAGCCGUCUAUAAUAACUUCCUCUCCAAUUCCUACUGGUCCAAUCUCAAUUUGAACCUUCACCAGCCGAUUUCAGAAAAGAACAAUGGUAGCAGCAGCAGCAGCAGCAGCAGUAGCAGUUGUGGAAGUGGCAGCUUUGACUGGCACCAGACUGCUAUGGCUAAAACACUGCAGCAAGUUUCUCAGAGCAGAAUUCUUCCUGAACCAAGUCUUUUUAGCACAGUUCAACUGUACAGACAAAGCAGUAAGCUUUAUGGCUCUAUUUUUACCGGAGCCAGUAAAUUCCGGUGUAAAGACUGCAGUGCUGCCUAUGAUACUUUAGUAGAAUUAACAGUGCACAUGAAUGAAACAGGACAUUAUCGAGAUGACAACCAUGAAACUGAUAACAAUAAUCCCAAAAGAUGGUCCAAACCUCGUAAACGUUCUUUGCUUGAAAUGGAAGGGAAAGAAGAUGCCCAGAAAGUUUUAAAGUGUAUGUACUGUGGUCAUUCAUUUGAAUCUCUUCAGGAUUUGAGUGUUCAUAUGAUCAAAACAAAACACUACCAAAAAGUGCCUCUGAAGGAACCUGUUACACCUGUAGCAGCAAAAAUUAUCCCAGCUACUAGAAAGAAAGCAUCACUGGAGCUUGAACUUCCAAGUUCUCCAGAUUCCACAGGUGGGACACCAAAAGCAACAAUCUCGGAUACCAAUGAUGCACUUCAAAAGAAUUCUAAUCCUUACAUUACGCCAAAUAAUCGCUACGGUCACCAGAAUGGUGCCAGCUAUGCCUGGCACUUUGAGGCGAGGAAAUCUCAAAUCUUGAAGUGCAUGGAGUGCGGAAGCUCACAUGACACUCUGCAGGAACUCACGGCUCACAUGAUGGUGACAGGACAUUUUAUUAAAGUCACUAACUCUGCCAUGAAAAAAGGGAAGCCAAUUAUAGAAGCCCCAGCAACUCCAACAAUAACAUCUUUAGUAGAUGAGAAAGUACAGUCUGUGCCCCUUGCUGCCACCACUUUUACGUCUCCAUCCAAUACACCUUCUAGUGUUUCCCCUAAAUUAAAUGUUGAAAUAAAAAAAGAAGUAGAUAAAGAAAGAAGCAUUGCUGAUGACAAAAUGAAAGACAAGGAAAAGUCAAGUGAAGAUGAGGAGAAGUACGAUAUCUCCUCAAAAUACCAUUACUUGACAGAAAAUGACCUGGAAGAAAGCCCUAAAGGGGGAUUAGAUAUAUUGAAGUCUUUAGAAAACACAGUUACAUCAGCUAUAAACAAAGCCCAGAAUGGCACACCAAGCUGGGGUGGCUAUCCCAGCAUUCAUGCUGCCUAUCAGCUGCCCAAUAUGAUGAAGCUGUCACUGGGCUCAUCUGGGAAGAGCACACCGUUAAAACCUAUGUUUGGAAACAAUGAACUAGUAUCACCAACUAGAAACCAGCCCUUGGUGUCUCCUCCAAGUAGCCAGACCUCACCUGUGCCAAAAACAAACUUUCACGCCAUGGAAGAAUUGGUAAAGAAGGUCACUGAGAAGGUGGCUAAAGUGGAGGAAAAAAUGAAAGAGCCUGAAGAAAAGUUUUCUCCAAUGAAGCGUGCAACACCUUCACCAUGCAGUAGUGAAGUCAGUGAACCUCUUAAGAUGGAGUCCUCCAAUGAUGGUGGCUUUAAAAGCCAGCAGAACAGUCCAGUCCCUCAGAGAGAUGGUUGCAAGGAUAGUCCGACUGUAGAACCUGUGGAAAAUGGGAAGGAGCCUGUUAAGUCUAUUGUAAGUUCUUUAAGUAGCAGCACAGCUAUCAUUACUGACCACCCUCCUGAACAGCCAUUUGUAAAUCCAUUAAGUGCACUACAGUCUGUCAUGAAUAUUCACCUUGGGAAGGCAGCAAAGCCGUCUUUGCCUGCUUUGGAUCCAAUGAGCAUGCUGUUUAAAAUGAGCAACAGUUUGGCAGAAAAGGCUGCAGUGGCCACCCCACCUCUACAGUCCAAAAAAACAGACCACUUAGACCGUUAUUUUUAUCAUGUCAACAAUGACCAACCUAUAGAUUUGACGAAAGGCAAGAGUGACAAAAGCUGCUCUUUGGGUUCAGCGCUUUUGUCAUCUACAUCGACAUCUUCUGCAUCUUCUUCAUCUACAGUGACAACAGCAAAGACAUCUGCAGUCGUGUCAUUCAUGUCAAACUCGCCGCUACGCGAGAAUGCCUUGUCAGAUAUAUCUGAUAUGCUGAAGAACCUGACAGAAAGUCACACAUCAAAAUCUUCCACACCUUCCAGCAUAUCUGAGAAAUCUGACAUUGAUGGUACCACAAUAGAGGAACCAGAAGAGAGUACACCAGCUCAAAAAAGGAAGGGACGUCAGUCUAACUGGAACCCUCAGCACUUGCUCAUAUUGCAGGCCCAGUUUGCAGCUAGUUUGCGGCAGACUUCAGAGGGUAAAUAUAUCAUGUCAGACUUGAGCCCUCAAGAAAGAAUGCACAUUUCCAGGUUUACGGGACUUUCAAUGACCACAAUUAGCCACUGGCUAGCCAAUGUGAAAUACCAGCUCCGAAGGACGGGGGGAACUAAGUUCCUUAAAAAUUUAGACACUGGGCACCCAGUGUUCUUUUGUAAUGACUGUGCUUCACAGAUCAGAACUCCUUCAACUUAUAUCAGUCAUCUUGAAUCACAUCUGGGUUUCAGGUUAAGAGACUUGUCCAAAUUGUCCAGUGAACAGAUUAACAGUCAGAUAGCACAAGCAAAGUCACCAUCGGAAAAACUGGUGACGUCCUCUCCAGAGGAAGAUAUUGGAACUUCUUAUCAGUGCAAACUUUGUAACAGGACUUUUGCAAGCAAGCAUGCUGUUAAACUUCAUCUUAGCAAAACACAUGGGAAGUCACCGGAGGAUCAUCUUCUGUAUGUUUCAGAGUUAGAGAAGCAGUAGCAUUUGCUUUCGAUUAAAAUAACUGUAAUUUGCUUUGAGGAAAACUGUCAAAGACGCCUUAAAGCUACUGUUUAGUUCUUGGCACAUGUUCUUAUUUUAACUCCAGAGUCGCUCUGGGCUGAACUGUUUUGUAUAACUGUACAGUGUUUAAAUAGAGGUGCAUAAUCAGCUGUUGUUACUGGUAAAAUAUGAAGGUUAAAAUGCAGUGGUAAGUGUUUGGAAUUUUGUGUAAAUUUGAUUUAGUUGCUGUGCAUCCCUCUGAUGCAUCAAGCUGCAUGCAUUAACUGACAGUUUAAUUAAGCAUAAUAAUUCUGGUGCACUUUUUUCAUGUGACCUAAGUGUGCUGGUAUUUCUCACCCUAUAAUCUUUAGCCCUCUGAGUACU
Molecule: messenger RNA, 3423 nt
Organism: Melopsittacus undulatus (budgerigar)
Lineage: Eukaryota; Metazoa; Chordata; Aves; Psittaciformes; Psittaculidae
Gene: TSHZ3
Product: teashirt zinc finger homeobox 3
Exons: 1
Coding region: 16-3039 (1007 amino acids)
Biological process (GO): regulation of transcription by RNA polymerase II
Cellular component (GO): nucleus
Molecular function (GO): DNA binding; DNA-binding transcription factor activity, RNA polymerase II-specific
Source: RefSeq, a predicted model, not a curated record